Messenger RNA from Scylla paramamosain (green mud crab), 1162 nucleotides. Its product is annotated as double-stranded RNA-specific editase 1-like. The record is from RefSeq and is a predicted model, not a curated record. The transcript is spliced from 4 exons. The coding region runs from base 425 to 1159 and encodes 244 amino acids. NCBI's taxonomy places the organism in Eukaryota, Metazoa, Arthropoda, Malacostraca, Decapoda, Portunidae.
AACCAAGUGAGUGUGUGUGAGUAUUUGUGAGACAGACAGACAGACAGACAGACAGAGAGAGAGAGGGAGGGAUAGACUGACAGAGAUGCAGAGAGAGAGAGAGAGAGUUUUAGACAGACAGAGAGAGAGAGAGGCAUACAUUGACAGAGAGAGAGAUAGACAGAGGCAGGGUUAGACAGACCAAGAGGCAUACACUGACAGAGAGACAGACAGAGACAGGGAUAAAGUAACAGAGAUGGAGAGAGAAAGAGACAAACAGAGACAUUGAGAGAUGUUUCUGGGUGUGUGUGUGUGUGUGUGUGUGUGUGUUGAUUUAUGAAGAAGAUGGCAAAUAGUGGGAAUUUUCUUAUGUGUUUUGUACUUUAUUUUCUUUGCUUCAUUCAUUUUUUUUCCCUUGUUUUUUUUUUCCAUCUCAAUUUCAUUCAUGUUUUUCCUUUCUCCUUCUCUCUCUAUUCCUUUAUUUUUUUCCUUUCAUCUAUAUACUUCAGGUCGCGGUGGAAACUGGCGUACAGCUGUGCCUGAGCCUGCCGUGGAUGCAUUCCCAGCCCCCAAACUGAACGGUCAACCUGCCGCCAAUCUCAACUUCAACCAGAACAGCUCGGACACGGCUGGCCAGGACAACCACCGCAACACAGACAUGCAUGCACCUGAUAUGGACAUGAAAAUGGAGGGACAGGAGUCCCACGUGAUGGUGUCCGACAGUGAUGCCUCAGUGCAGGAGGGGGAACGGCAGGCAGAGACCCGCAAGUGCCCCUGGGAGAAGCCUGGAGGCAUCAAGGUCAACAGAAAGAAGGUGCCAGGAGCCAAGAACCUCAAGGUCCGCAGGUACGUGCAGCCCAAGAAUGCCAUCGUGUGCCUGAAUGAGCUGCGGCCGGGCGUCACCUACACCAUGGAACAGGAGGGAGGCGUUUGCCAGCCAUUUUGCAUAUCUGUGGAGGUACCUGGUGCGGUUGACGGGCAGAAGUACCGAGGGUUUGGGUCUUCAAAGCAGCUGGCCAAGCAGGCAGCAGCUGAGGCGGCGCUGAUCGGCUUCUUGAAGCCGCCCGUCACCACACCAGAGAACCAGGAGGAAGACAAGACCCCCUGGGCCACCCUGGGGCCGACGGGCUGGCUCAGGAAGGCUUUCAUACCUGCAAUGUCAGAGCUACUCAGUCCUUAACAC